Hylaeus volcanicus is the source of this 2623-nucleotide messenger RNA. Its product is annotated as SCY1-like protein 2. Lineage: Eukaryota; Metazoa; Arthropoda; Insecta; Hymenoptera; Colletidae. The transcript is spliced from 19 exons. Bases 139 to 2343 code for a protein of 734 amino acids. Gene Ontology annotation, molecular function: protein kinase activity; ATP binding. Gene Ontology annotation, biological process: protein phosphorylation. The record is from RefSeq and is a predicted model, not a curated record.
UUUGUGAAACGCCUCUCAAUUAUCCUUAAUUUUAAAAUUGUCAUUCAAUCUAGAAGCAAGUUGUUUAUAUUGACGUUCAUUAUUUCUAUAACAGUUCAAAUCAUUGUUUUUCACUAAAAUGUAAUCCGACGGGUUAGUAUGGGAAAUCAAGCUUUGAAAAAUUAUGUUGUCGAUGAGUCCAGCUUCGUUGAUGGCGGGAGGUAUUUAAAAUGGAAAUAUGGUUCAGGAUACCAUUCAUCACGAUCUACGGAAUUAGUUACCAUUUUUUUGUUUAAAAAAAAAACAUUAGAAAAAUUAAAAAACGCUUUUCUUCAAAAUGAAAUAUUAAAUAGUCUAUACCGAGAUGCGCGAAAUCUUCAAAAACUUCGUCAUCCUAAAAUAUUACAACUUCAAGAACCCUUAAAAGAAGACAAUUUAUCUCUUUGUUUUAUUACGAGAAGAGUAACACGGACACUCGAGAAUUACUUUGAUGAGUGGAGACAAAGUACAAAGUCUUUAAAAGAAAAGAAAUUGAAAAAACCAUUUUUCUUUAUAUUACGAUACAUAGAUCGGAGUUAUGAAUCGAACAUAAUUCCCUUAGAAGUCAAAGCAGGUUUUUAUGAUAUUUGUGAAGCUGUUUCAUUUUUGCAUAAUGAUGUGAAAAUAUGUCACUUAAACAUAUCCCCUACAAGCAUUUUACUAUCUCCGAUAUUUCGUUGGUACUUAGGAUCCUUUGGUUUUGCUCAGUACAAUAAUCGUGAUCGAAAAAUACCAGAAACAAAUUAUACUUUUGAAUUUUCUAGGGAUGCAUCUUCAUGGGAAGAUGAAGUAUCUAUUAAUCCAUGUCUUGCGUAUUGUUCACCUGAAGUUGUUAGUAACAACAUUGGUGAUGGUUAUGCCUCUGAUAUUUUCUCGUUGGGUUUAUUAUUACUACAAGUGAUAGAACCAACUAAAUCACCUUUACUUCGUGUUACAAAAAAUUAUGAUUUUCGAACGUAUGAAGAACAGUGUUCCACGUUGGUUUCCCGAGUAAAAUUAUUACAAUGUCCUGCUCAACUUCUCUCCUUAGUUAUAAAAAUGAUAGAUCCGAAUCCAUUAUUAAGAUGUUCAAUUAAUGAUGUUUUGAAUUCUCCACUUUUCAAUGAUACAACAUUUCAUAUACUCAGAUUUUCAAAUAGCAUUUUGGAAAAGACAGAUUUUCAAAAAAUGCAAUUUUGCAAAGAUUUGUCCACUAUCUUAAACGAUAUGAAUCACGAAUUGUAUAACGAUUUAGAAUUUUUAAGAUGUCGUAUUAUUAUUCCUUUAUUAGAAUCAAUAACGCUUCCAUCAAUAAAAGACUCAUUUUUACCAAUAAUAUUUUCUUUUAUUCCCAAGAUCAUAACACAAGAUAUUUUUAUGAAAUAUUUAUGGAAAAAAAUAAAUCAUUUAAUGAGAAUGGACAAACUUUCGUCGCAGUGUGUUUUUAUUUUGCUGGAAAAUUUGUCGUGUAUUAUCCAAUUUGUUGGAUCAAAAGAAAUUAUUGAAAGAGAUAUUAUACCAUUUGUUAUCAAUUGUGUUUUUAUUAAAGUCGAAAGCAUUCAAGUUAAAACAUUAGCUGUGAUAUCCACAAUUCUUGAUAGUUUAGCUUACGUAACAUUUACUACUAUUAUAUUACCAGCCAUUUUGACAUGUCUGAACACUAAUGAAACAACAUGUACGGUUAGGGUAGAAAUUCUUAUGAUAUUGGAAAAUGUUUCCAAAAGAUUAGACAGCAAUACUAUCGAUAAUACUAUUUUAACUGCUUUGUCAAAAUUGCCUUUGAUAGAAACAAGUCCUGUUGUGGCGAUGACAUGUUCAAAUGUUUUAAAUCGAUUUGUUGCAAUCAUUGGUCUAGAAAAUAGUUUAAAGAAAAUUUUGCCGCUACUUACCACAUUUCUUUGUAACAUGAAUUUAACAGAAGAACAUUUUAAUCGUAUUUUGAAUUUACUAUUCUCUCAAUUAAAUAUGUAUGCAGAGCAACGACGUAAAGGGUUUUCUGAUAAUCAUCGGGUUUCUGAUGAAAAUACUUUCCAUGCGACUUCUACUGUGUCUGAUUUGUGCGCAUUGGACAAACUACUUUUAUCGACAACACCACAGUUUAUGAGAGAUACGAAUCGCGAGAACACAUCAAUAAACAAAUAUACAUCAACGAUUCUGAACACGAUCACUCCAAAACCUGACGUGCACGGUUUACAUUUAUUAAUGAAACCUGAAGCCUCAUCAGGUUUAUCACAAAAUCAUGAGUACCAGAGUCUUGAAAAGAAGUUAGAAACGUGCAAUUUAAAUAAUGGUAUAACACAGUCGACGAAUUCCUGUCGAAUUUUCGAUGUGUUUGAUGAAUUAUAGAACAGAACAUAAUUUUAAUCAAGGUGUCUUGGUUUGGAACAUGAAACUUUUCAAUUAAAUAUUUAGUGAGAAACGUUUUCAAAAUUAAAUGUAUCCAAAAUAACGCGAUUAAUUAUGGUGACGUUGUCAAAGUAUUUUUCUGAUGGUUACCAAGAAACUCUGGUAGUUUGAUUUUAUCUAAUAUUUUGGAAUGUAUUUGUCUUAUAAAAAAAACUUUUGCUGCUAUUUUUCUUUAUUAUUAUACGAACAAAAAAAAUAAAAGAUUUUAAUAUAAGCCAUC